Molecule: messenger RNA, 1605 nt
Organism: Seminavis robusta
Lineage: Eukaryota; Bacillariophyta; Bacillariophyceae; Naviculales; Naviculaceae
Source: the annotation of a GenBank genome assembly
AUGAUGAUGACCCAAAGCAAGGCGUUUUCUGCCCUUGUCUCCUGCUUCCUUUUGUCGUCCAUACCAGGGGCUCAUGCUCUCUGCAACUGUGGGGUAUCGCUCCCCAAAUCUUACACAGAAGGAGACUGGAACUCUGGGAAAACCAUUCUAGUAAGGAUUGGAUGCAAUGAUGAACAGAUGAAGACUGAGUGCCUGGCUGCCAGACGAGAAGUAGAAAAUUUUGUUUCAUCACUCAUGGAGUUUAUUGAUGAUACCUAUGUCCGCCCCAGUCUGGAUCUUGUCAAUCGUUUGUUGGUGGCGGACAAGCUGUCCAUGGAGAAUUACACAACACUAAGAGAUGUCAUUGUCCGUCAGCGGAAUGCUGCAUCGGAAGCAGUUGAGAAUCGCAUUCAUCCAGAUUGUGCUUCGGGACUGUGGACCGAGUCUCUGUACAGCAAAAAUGCCACUCUCCGAAACACCUACGAGCACUGGACACGAUGGAAUCUCAAUGAAAUACGUGACAAUGCACUUUGUGUGUCCAGGCACUUGGAGAGAGAACUGCUCGAGUUGCAAGCAGAACACAGGAUUAAUCGAACUUUGAGGCUGGAUGAAGCCAUGGCAGGUCCUUUUGCUCCAAGAGUGAAUGAAGUCCUCCUAGAGGUUCUUGGUCAAGACGACCAGAAAGGCCUGACACCGUACUCCAAACGUAUGAUGGAGAAGAUUGUGUUUCAGCGGAAUGACACUGUGGCAGAUAUUGCUGGACUGGGAAUCUCCACUGGCAGAGAUUUUGUGCGAUACUUUCUUCUUCGUGCCAUUGCAGAGCCUCCUGAUAUCCGGCUCCCUGCCACAGAGUUGUCUGCCGAAGGACAAUUGGAACAAGGGGAUUUGGGAGAUGAAAGUAUAUGCUUUCCACUCAACAGCACUGUCCUUGUGUCCCUGGGCAAAGGAACCUAUGCCCUCAAACAACUUGCAGAGCUUCAGCUGGGGGACCAAAUUGUGACCGGGUCCAAUAGCCCACAACCCACCGCCUCCAAGCAAAUGAUUGCAACUUCACCGGUAGUGGACUUUGCUCACAGAAUGGACACCCCAAAGUCCAGAUUCCUCAAUGUUGGCUAUGUCAGCAAGGAUGGCACCAUCAAGACUGUCACUGCCUCUGCCAACCACAAUCUUCUCUUUGGCCUCUUUCAAGACACAACAGAAACAAUUGAAACCUACCACAAGUCUUUUGGUGUUCUCAGAAAGUAUUUUGAUAAUGGGCAGAGUGUCUAUGUCAAGAAUGGGCUUGAUAGAUGGAUGUCUGUUCGAGAAGUUGAUGCUUCUGUUGAGUCAGGCUAUGUGGCUCCAAUCACAUAUGAAGGAACAAUGGCCAUUGUCCCACCUGAAGCAGCAAAGGACCUUGGAACCUCACUUGAUGGUGCCCAAGCCCUCAACUUGCUCUCCCAAUCAACUAUUGUAUCAUGUUUCAGCGGCAUCCCUGACACUCUGGGCUACACUGUUUCUGCAACAAAGCUGUUGUUUUAUGGUCCAAGUCCAAACAACAAUGGUGCCGGUUCUGGGGUGAUGUUUGAUGCAGCUGCAGGCUUGGCUCAGUCCAUGAGCAUGGCCAUGGGGCAUCUGACUUCAUGA